Molecule: messenger RNA, 689 nt
Organism: Oryza brachyantha (malo sina)
Lineage: Eukaryota; Viridiplantae; Streptophyta; Magnoliopsida; Poales; Poaceae
Product: macrophage migration inhibitory factor homolog
Exons: 4
Coding region: 119-484 (121 amino acids)
Molecular function (GO): phenylpyruvate tautomerase activity
Source: RefSeq, a predicted model, not a curated record
UCCAAGCAAAAAUGCCGUGUCUUCUCUUUCUUGUGUUGGACCACUCAAGCAGAGUAGAGAGGUAGAGAGAGGCGUAGAGCGUAGCGGCGGCAGAGGCAGGACCAGGAGGAGGAAGAAGAUGCCUUGCCUCAACGUGUCCACGAACGUGAACCUGGAUGGGGUCGACACCUCCGCCGUCCUCGCCGACGCCUCCAAGACCGUCGCCACCAUCAUCGGCAAGCCUGAGGCUUAUGUGAUGGUUAUUCUUAAGGGUUCAGUGCCUAUGGCAUUUGGAGGUACACAGGAGCCUGCAGCUUAUGGUGAGCUGGUUUCCAUUGGAGGGCUGAACCCUGAUGUCAACAAGAAGCUGAGUGCUGGCAUUGCCUCUAUCCUGGAGUCAAAGCUGUCCAUUCCCAUGUCCCGUUUCUACCUCAAGUUCUACGAUUCCAAGGCCCAUCCCGCACAAGAACAUGCUCAAUGUUUGCAUGCUUUGCAUCAAGAAUAGAUAAGUUGCUCGGACUUCGGAUGGAAGGGCACCACCUUUUAGGUAGGUCGUAUGCGUUGAAGAUGCAUGAAGCCUAAAAAUUGGUAAUAUUUUGUUCAUUGCCUAUCCGAGGACAAUGUUGUCACAUGUAUCAGUCUAAUGCCUGCAAGUCUGAUGUGAACCUGGAGAUAUGCUUGUGAAUGCAAUUUGGCAUGCUUUAGAGCAA